AUGGCCAGCAGAUUGUUGUCAGGAAAGUUGGGAAUAGUAACAGGAGCCUCAAGGAGCAUUGGGGCUGCUAUUGCUGAGAACCUUGCUUCCAAAGGAUGCAACCUGGUCCUCAACUACACUUCCAAGUCAUCCACAGCCCUCACAAAAGAGCUUUCCAAGAAGCUUGAAGGAAAAUAUGGAAUUCAAACUUUAGGUGUGCAAGCAGACCUGGGAACACCUCAAGGGCCAUUAGCCCUCAUCGAAGCGACAAAGAAGCACUUCUCUUCCUCGCCACCAACCCCUAAGCAGGACUACAAAUUCCAGCUCGAUAUUAUCGUGAACAAUGCCGGUGUCGCAAAGAACGACAAGCUGGCCGACAUCAAGAUCGAGGACUUCGACUUCACCUACAAGGUGAAUGUCCUCGGGCCCCUGCUGCUCAUGCAAGCCGCAGCGCAGUACCUACCGACAGACCGUUCCGGCCGCAUCGUCAACCUGUCUUCCAUCAGCUCCGACUGCGGCUUCCUGGGCCAGUCAGUCUAUGGGGGGUCCAAGGCCGCCAUGGAGGCCAUGACGCGCGUUUGGGCACGCGAGCUGAGCGAGCGGGCCACCGUCAAUGCCAUCAACCCCGGACCCGUCGAGGGCCCCAUGUACGCGGCCAACAGCGACGAGUUCAAGGCCGCCAUCAAGGGCUGGAUCGAGCAUGCGCCCCUGAUGAGGGCACGGGAGGGCAUCGAUGCUGCCGAGGUUGUUGAGGCCGGCAAGGCCGAGGGCGGGAGGCCGGCGUACACGUCUGAGAUUGCGGCACGGGGCCGAGACCCGGCGCCGGGCCCGGUUACUAGCGGCGGAUCUGACGGUGCUUCAGCGAUCGAAUCUGAGAGCUUUCCGGCAUUGAAGGAAGAGAAUAUGACCGCCAACGACGCCUUCGACAACCUGCUCAACCUCGAGGAGGAGUUCUACUCCGAGGGCUAUCAGCAGGGAGUUGCAGACGGUGACCGCGCGGGGCGGAUCGAGGGCCGCUCGUUCGGCAUCGAGAAGGGCUUUGAGAAGUUCGUCGAGGCGGGCAGGCUGCAUGGCAAGUCGAUCGUGUGGGCCAACAGGCUACCACAAGCGCAACAACAGCCGCGGGGCGUGGUCGCUCCCCCGUACUCUGUCUCUUCCUCCUUAGAAGACAAGCAGAAAUUGCCUGCUCUGAACGGCGGCGGCGCAAGGCUGGAGAAGAACAUUGUCACGCUGCAUGCGCUCGUCGAGCCUGACACGUUGUCGACUGAUAACACUGAUGACGCUGUCAAUGACUUUGAUGACCGGGUCAAGAGGGCGCAGGGCAAGGCGAGGGUCAUUGAGAGGCAUCUUGGAGAAAAUACCAGCGUCAAUGCCGGUGCUAAGGACGACGCCUCCGUCAAGGCUGCCGGUGGCGCCCAGGCCUCGUCAACGGCUAGUCCGCCAUCCAAGGAAGCCGUGAGCUUUUGA
This is a messenger RNA of Diaporthe amygdali, 1446 nucleotides long. RefSeq lists its product as uncharacterized. The record is from RefSeq and is a predicted model, not a curated record. Gene Ontology annotation, molecular function: oxidoreductase activity, acting on the CH-OH group of donors, NAD or NADP as acceptor. The transcript has 4 exons. Lineage: Eukaryota; Fungi; Ascomycota; Sordariomycetes; Diaporthales; Diaporthaceae. Bases 1 to 1446 code for a protein of 481 amino acids.